This is a messenger RNA of Dunckerocampus dactyliophorus (ringed pipefish), 2680 nucleotides long. RefSeq names its product syntaxin 4 (gene stx4). Gene Ontology annotation, cellular component: SNARE complex; plasma membrane; endomembrane system. The transcript has 10 exons. NCBI's taxonomy places the organism in Eukaryota, Metazoa, Chordata, Actinopteri, Syngnathiformes, Syngnathidae. Gene Ontology annotation, biological process: exocytosis; vesicle fusion; intracellular protein transport. Gene Ontology annotation, molecular function: SNARE binding; SNAP receptor activity. The coding region runs from base 870 to 1760 and encodes 296 amino acids. The record is from RefSeq and is a predicted model, not a curated record.
UUGGAGACGUCUUACCUGCCCACUGUCUGGUUGGCGAGCUGUCUCAUUCGGUUGAACUGCUUCUUCAUCUUGUCUUCUUCUGCGCCACACAAGCGCCGCAGAUCUCAUGGAUGAUGCACGCCUAAACAUCCGCGCCGCCGCGCACGGACGAGCCCACGCAGCCGGCGACCGUUCCUCCCAUCAUGGCGACGACGAGGGCGGCGUGUGUCCGACCGUCUGCCGCCGUGCUCCGCUGCUCCGGAGGUGCAGAUGGACCGAAUGUGCGUGUCUCUCUCUGCUGGACGACUGACAGCUCGCUGGAGACGAGACGCUGUCCCCCGGUGCAUCAUGGGAAGCGGAGUUCAAUACACACGUCAUGCUCGACACAUGAUCAGCCCAAAUGUUGAACUAAAUACAUGUUUGUUUUACUCAACACGUAUGCAAACCUUUAAGUAGCCUUCGUAAGCAAGUCGUCAAACAAAACCUUGCAUUCCAACCACAAUAGCAACCUUAUAGAAACAAUACUGAUUAACAAUUGAGCACUAUUAUCUUGUAGAGGCAGAAUGUUUGACAAAAAAAGCGCAACCGUAUAGAAUGUCUUGUUUAUACAAGAAAUGAGUACCUUCAAAACUGCAGUUACAUAGCAGCAUCCUGUGGGAGGGCGCCAGCGAGUCAAAGUAAACUCUGGAGGAGGAGCAUGAGAAGAAGAAGAAGAAGACUAAGUGUCGCCGUCUUGCACUCAAGUUAACUUGUUGAAUGACAGCAAAUCUAACUUUUUCACCAUUCUACCAAUUUUUCUGUAACUGUGACAGUUUUUUUUUAAUCCCGGUGACAACUUUGCCAGACUUUGUCUCACCGCUGCGUCGUCUCUGUGUGGUUAAAGCCGAAAAAUGCGGGACCGAACUCUGGAGUUGGGAAACAAAGGAGAUGCCUCAGACGAGGACGAUGAAGGCAAGUCCCUUAUGAUCAAACCUGGAACCUCUUCGGCCAAAGAGGAGAAGGAAAAUGAGAACUUCUUUAAAAAGGUACAAGAAAUCCAUGAGGGUCUGUACAGUCUAAAGAAGAUGGUUUCUGACCUUGAGAACAAACAGAAGACUGUGCUGGGUGUGGCCCUGCCAGAGGAGGGCAUGAAGAAGGAGCUACAGACUCUACGGGAUGAGAUCAAAACCUUGGCCAGUCAGAUCCAGCGGAAACUGAAGAGUAUCGAGCCCAAGAAGGGAGAGGACGACGCCAAGUAUGUGCCCGUCAACACUCGCAUGCAGCGCACUCAGCACGGCGUCCUGUCCAGGGAGUUUGUGGAGCUGAUGGGUCACUGCAACACCAUCCAGGCCCAGUACAGAGACCGCAACGUGGAGAGGAUACAGAGACAACUGAAAAUCACCGGCACCAACGUGACGGACGAGGAGCUGGAUUCGAUGCUGGAAAGCGGGCAGACGGACGUUUUCACUCAAAAUAUCCUGAUUGAUGCCAAAGCCACGAGACAAGCUCUGAAUGAGAUCGAGUCGCGGCACGAUGAGAUCCUGAAGCUGGAGCGGAGCAUCAGAGAUCUCCACGACAUGUUCCAGUACCUGGCCAUGGAGGUGGAGGCUCAGGGGGAGAUGGUGGACCAGAUCGAGCACAACAUCAAGCAGUCAUCCAACUAUGUGGAAAAAGCCAAGGACAACACGGAGAAAGCCGUCACGUAUCAGCAGAAAGCCCGCAAGAAAAAGAUCUGGAUCGCAAUUUGUUUGGCCAUCCUCAUCCUCAUCCUCGCCAUCUCACUGGCCACCACCUUCUCCUGACCAGAUGGCAGGACGUUUUUGGUCAGCUAGGAGUCCGUCAUCAUUUAACGCUUCUUCCUGUUGCUUGUCCCCCGUAAAUGUCUCAGCAAUCCCUGGAGGACCAGGACCAGGACUGUUACAGCCCCACCCUCGGCGCCCCCUCAGACUGUACCCUGAGUGGCGCAGAUCCUUGAGUACUCAGGAACACGUGGCGGUUUAUGAACAAAUAGUUUUAUAGGGAGGCUCUUUUAUAAUUCAUUGUACAUAAUGUAUGGGUGCUGUCACACAAACAUUUUACAGCCUUCAUGUAAAUACACUCUUUGGAUUUUAAAAGCUUCACAAACCAGUUUUUGUAUUUAUGGUUUGAACUUGGAUGUGUGAGCUGCUAGACGACACAUGAACUUCAAAACACGUGGUGGUGCGAGCGUGAUGUCGUGCACUGAAAUAGCGGAGAAGGGAAGAAGUCAAACAUUUCCUCUUGCGUUCCGUCGGCGAGGACGGACUCGUCCUCUAGGCGGUCUCUGCGGUUACAAUGAGACAACUUUGAGUCUUGUAUUACUGAGAGUUUGGGUUUAAAAUAAAAUGCUGCCAUCUUCUAUUAUCGUGUUGGAAGUUUGUUUAAACGCAGCGGGUCCAAAAUGUUUCACAUUACCGUACCCCUUCAUAUAUUUGACCUGGAGCCAUGGACCACAUUGGCAUCUUUCUCUGAAUUAUUCAUCACCUGGUUCAUAUAUUUAAUUGUACACAUUACAUUUUAAAUCAUUUAUGACUUAAAGAAUUAAUGCAAUAAUAAAAAAUGUAAGUUUAACUUAAAUGUAAUUAAAUGUAUUUUUAAAUAAAAUGUAACGUUACUCUGAAUCAUUCCUCACCUUAAUAUAACAUUACAUUUUAAUUUAAUUAUUUUAAGAAAUGUAUUAAAUGUGUAUAAUUCAUUUAAUGUA